Molecule: messenger RNA, 3919 nt
Organism: Athalia rosae (coleseed sawfly)
Lineage: Eukaryota; Metazoa; Arthropoda; Insecta; Hymenoptera; Athaliidae
Gene: acj6
Product: inhibitory POU protein
Exons: 7
Coding region: 1927-2913 (328 amino acids)
Biological process (GO): regulation of transcription by RNA polymerase II
Molecular function (GO): DNA-binding transcription factor activity, RNA polymerase II-specific; RNA polymerase II cis-regulatory region sequence-specific DNA binding
Source: RefSeq, a predicted model, not a curated record
AGGUCAUGUUCGGUAUUUCGGAACCCUCGAGGGCGGCGGUGGCGGCCGACAGACGUCCGAGCAUCGCGGUGUAGGCGCCCAAAACCCAACUGUUCAAAACCGGCGGCACUCCGUCUUCCUGCGUAUCGAAAAUACCGGCAGGUGGUGGUCUGCGAUAGCGUCCGAUUUUACAUUCCGCACGACGCGAGGAUGGAACCCUCGGCUAAGGACAAUCAACGAAGAAGUAUUGCCGGACGUCGAAGACACUUCGAAAUUUGGAAUCGAAGGAAGCCGGGGGAUCGGCGGUGGGUUACCCGUCUACACAGUUUUCGCGGGUAAAUUAAUCAACUCGGACGACCGCCGAGAAGAUGGGCGAGUGGGGUUCUGGUCGACGCAUUGACGCAACAACUCUCGAGUAAAUUUAGGCCGCUAGACAGGGGAAGAAAUAUCGGAUUUGUCACGAGGACGAGUUGAACAGGUAAGACGGACGGGUACGUUACACUACAUACGCGAACGAGGUCUGUAGGUGUUCCCCGAGGAGCCGCGAAAAGAGAAAUUUUCCUUUCGUCUCCGUUUUUCGCCUCUUUUUUUUUUUUUAUCUCCCUAGUUUUUCGGUCCCUUUUUUUUUUUUUCGUUUUUUUCUUCUUCUCUCGUUCCCUCCUUUUUGGGGAACGGAGCAAACGAUCGGCGGACCCGAGCAAUUGUCUCUCCGGUACACACGCCGCACCGCACCCCCCCCACCCACCCUGGACGCGAACCUCGUGGGUUGUACGUAUACGCUCUAUACACGCCAUUCGUCGGGUAAAACGGUCGGAGGAGGCGAGAGCCGGUGCCAAGGGAAGAAAAAGAGGACGGCGAAGAAACCGGAGGGUUAGGAAGGAAAAGCGAGGAGUAAAAAUAAAUAAAACUCCCGAGUACAGGGGAGAGAGAGAGAGAGAGAGAGAGAGAGACAGAGAGACAGAGAGAAAGAAGAAGCGGUGGAAGAAUAUAAAAAAGCAGAGGGAUGAGAGGGACGAGAGGGAGAGGAAUAAGUGGCGGACGGAGACAUUCGCGACGAUGGGACAACUACGACGACUACGACGACGACGACGACGACGACGACGAGGAGUCUAGCUAUCCGCUGCAGACGAACGGACGCGGGGUGUAGAUGGCAGACCCGGGGGUGACCUAGGGGCCGACCCACGGAUGACCUGGGGGCGCUGCAAAGCGUCGUAGGUUGGCCGUCACCCACCCCCUCCCCCCCCAUCCCCCCUAGGUGGGUACUCUCCUCGGCGUCGACGACGGCGUACCUACACCGCUUCGUGCAGGACCCGACCGCGAAAGGGGGUAUAAAAAUGACCGGAGGAAAGAAGAAAUGUGCAGGCAAGGAAAAGGAUCGUUUCGUCGAGGGGUAAGAAAUCAAAAGCUGAAAAAAAAUAAAAAUGAUAAUAAAUAAAAAGAUGGAGAUUGCAAAGCUUGGUGAAAAAUCGCUGAGGUAUCGGAGAAUUUUAGUUUGUCGUUUAAUUUUCUGUAUAUAUGUAAAAAUUGGCUGCAACGCGUCGAAUGGUAAGAAAAGAAAAAAAAAAAAAAAAAUGGAAGGCGAAGAAAUCAGCGCGGGAUAAAGAGAGGAAUCGGGAAAAUCUUCUGCACGGGGUAAGAAAUCAAAGAUAAAAAAAAAAAAAUGGUGAUAGGUAAGCUUGGAGAAAAAUCGCUGAGAGCUAUUGGAGAAUUUCAGUUUGUCAUUUAAUUUUGUGUAGAAAAUUUAAAAAUUCGUUGCAACACGGUAAAUGGUAAAAGAUAAAAAAAAAUGAAAAAAAUAUCUGAGAGAGAAGAAAAAACGCAGCGCGGGAGGAAGAGGAAUCGGGAGCGGCCGAAGGGAUUGAUCCCCGAUGACGCGAAUCAAAAUGCAAAUUCUAGACGGCUGGUGCGGAAGAAUUACAGAGUCGAAUAUUGGAGGACGCUUCGAUCAUGUGCAAUUCGUGGUCGCCGAGACACAACGGGGACAUCUUCGGCGGUCUGAACGGAGGUCUUCAGGACGGCCUUCUGUCGAGAGCCGAAGCGCUAGCCGCCGACCUCGGGAAGCACAACGCCGGCACACCGAUGCCCCUUAAACACGAUCCGGUCGCGGUUUAUCAUCACGGUGCUCACAUGCCCACCCCUCAUCCCAACAACCGGCCACACCAUCAGGUACAAUCACAUCUGUUUAUGAGCCACCCGGGUAUGGAGAGUCUCGACAUGUUGGACCCGGCGAAUUCCAUGACCACGUUGACUCCGAUGUCGGACAGUUCCGGCGGCGGCAGCGGGCAUCACGGUGGCAUUCACGGGCCGUCGGUUUACGGCGGUAUGAACGGCAUGAUGGGACACCACCACCACGCCAACAUAGGCGGCACCGUACCGCACCCCCAUCACCACCCGGCGAUGGCGGCGGCGGCCGCGGCCGCCGCAGCCGCGGGUCUCCACCCGGACGCGGACACGGAUCCCCGGGAGUUGGAGGCAUUCGCCGAGAGGUUCAAACAGAGGCGCAUAAAGCUCGGCGUCACGCAGGCCGACGUGGGCAAAGCGUUGGCGAAUUUGAAGCUGCCCGGCGUCGGGGCCCUCUCGCAGUCCACCAUAUGCCGUUUCGAGUCCCUCACGCUUUCGCACAACAACAUGAUCGCCCUCAAGCCGAUACUGCAGGCUUGGCUGGAGGAGGCGGAGGCCCAGGCGAAGAACAAGAGACGCGAUCCGGACGCGCCGUCGGUCCUUCCCGCCGGCGAGAAGAAGAGGAAAAGGACGAGCAUCGCGGCACCGGAGAAACGCUCACUCGAAGCCUAUUUCGCCGUACAACCGAGGCCGUCCGGCGAGAAGAUAGCCGCCAUCGCGGAGAAGCUGGAUCUGAAGAAAAACGUCGUCAGGGUCUGGUUCUGCAAUCAACGACAGAAGCAGAAACGCAUGAAAUUCGCCGCCCAGCAUUGACCCGAGGGUGGCUUGUGACAGCAAAACUGACUGUACCCGCCGCCGAAUCUUGAACCGAAGCCGGAACCCAUGAGCGAGUAUCAGGGCUGGCCCUGAGAGACUCGAAUAUCUCAGGAGAUUUUGUUGUGUUUUUCUGUGGUUUUUUUUUCUGUUUUCACUCGUUUCUCGUUAUUUUCUUUCGCGGAAAAUACAACGAAAUAUUAAUUAAUGUUCAAGAUUAAGGCGCGGGCCGCUAGUCAAUUUGCCCCACAGGCCGAUGCUCACGAAUCAACGAGCCCUCCCUGAAAAAAAAUGGAGAGAGAGAGAGAAAUGGGGAGAGCGGAGGGAAAUGUUGAGGGAGAGGGAGAGGAGAAAGAUGAAAAUAAGAAGAAAACGAUCGCCGCCUCGAUAAACAGGUAUUUGUUAUACAUGUGUAUAUAUGUAUAUGUCAAUCGAAUUGCAAUAUGUUUAUAUGUGUGUACAUGUAUAUGAGAUAUACGAAAGGUGAAAUAUCGAUGGACGAUUUGAAAACGAUCAACAUUUGGAAAGUACAAUUUAAAACUUAAUUAUAUUAGCGAUAUUAUAUUUAUAAUUAUAUAAAUAUAAAAAGAGGAUGAAGAACUAAUGGGAUAAAUUAACGAAUAAAUAAAUGGAUUAAUAAAAAUAUAAUUAUUAACGUAAUUACAAUUAUUAAAAAGUAUAUUUAAUCCCCCGUAUAUAUAUAUAUAUAUAUAUAUACAUGGUAUAUAUAUAUACGUAUAUACAAAUACAAUAUACAUACCUACGUAUUUGAAUAUUGUAAAAAUCGACGCACGUAAUAGUACGUGCCGGAAGUGAUAUUAAUACUAAUAUGAUAAACGAUUAAUAGCUUAUAUGAUAAAAAUAAAUGAUUGAUUAAUUAAUUGAUUAACAAUAAUAUUAAUAAUAAUGAUAAUUCAUGGGAAAUGCACAUAAAAAAGUUUACAAAAAAUGACUCUCUUCGCGCAGUGGUAUAUUUGGAGGAAAAAAAAUUAAAUUAAAUAAAAUU